GAGACAUCACAACAGAGCACUCGAAGUUCGAGUUCAACAUUCGGAAAAGGUCCCGCCGAAGACGUCCGUUCUCAUGGAACCUUGACAGUGCCAGCUGUACUUAGCAGUAAAAUACCAAACUUUGCUGUUUCGCUUGUCCGAAUACUCGUGCAACCACCUCCGAUUACGUCCGACUUUGGAGGCUGCAAGGGCCAGGUUCGAAUUGCUGACUACGCACGGCGGUCGACACUGGUGGUUCAGUACGUGUCAAAGCCUCUAGGGGCUAUAUUGACUCGGAAAGAAGGGGUGCGCCCAGAUCCGAACUACCCAACAAGACAGCUACCCGUACCGCAAGCACCGGGCUUGGCGUGUGUAGUCUCGAUAUCCUGAACCCUCUUCACCCAUGUUCCGUCGGACGUUAGGAGCCUUUCAGGCUCUUUCGCUUGGCAGGUCAGAGGCUCAGCCAGCGCUUCUGGCGAUGAGGAGUUCACUAAGGCAAGCAUGGAAGAGGACAGAUAACGGGCCGAACACCCAGGGCCUGCGCUAUCUUUGGGCGAGUACUUCGAAUUCCUCCUCUCGACCGCUCCAGAGGCUUGGAAGCAACAUGGCUGCAUCGAGGGCGUUGCUCAGACCACGACUUCCGACCGCAAACAUACGAUCCGCUGCGCCCCGGCGCACCUUUCACUCAUCGAAAUCGAGGCGCUCAAACAAGGAGAAACCAGAUGCUUCCCCAAAAGAGGCAGAGAUACCAGACGAGUCUCUCUCGCUGAGCCAGCGCAUGCGGAAACUUACUCGCGUAUACGGAAGGGCAACCAUCUUCGUAUAUCUUGCCCUUUCAAUAGCGGACUUCCCCUUCUGCUUCCUGCUGGUCCGGUUUGUUGGGACAGACAAGAUAUCCGAAAUAGAGCGUUUGGUUGUGUCCAAUGUAUCGCAAUUCGCACCGGAUAGCGUCAAGGACUUGUGGCACCAAUGGAAGUCUUGGAGGGCACAGGGAGAGGAAGCCAAGGAGGCUGUAGAAGGCGCCCCGAGAAGAGAAAUCUCCACGGACGACAAAUGGGGUGUCAAGGAGGCUCAGGAAAACCACAAGGAGGAAGCUAGUCUGGCAACCCAGUUAGCUUUGGCAUAUGCCGUUCAUAAAAGCUUCAUCUUCAUACGGGUGCCUCUGACAGCUGCGGUUACACCACGCGUUGUAAAAACAUUGAGAUCAUGGGGUUGGGACAUUGGAAAGAAGGUGUCUAAAUCCUAAUGCCCUCGCAGUGUCUCACGGCCCCUCGGGGUGACAGUUAAACGCCUACGACGCUGCCGAAAGCCCGUUUUGUAUACAAGUCACUUCGCGUGAGCGGGCGUCCCGGUAAAGAGGAUUCCCGGCACAGACGGCGUCAUAACAUCUGUUUUGGCCGCUAACGGCAAUACAGUGAAUAAUCUACGCCAUUGGCCUUGUACCUAUAUGCACGACAUUGUACACCACUUAGACAGAUUCAUCAACGUCAAAUAGACUAAUUUACCUGG
Molecule: messenger RNA, 1488 nt
Organism: Pyricularia grisea
Lineage: Eukaryota; Fungi; Ascomycota; Sordariomycetes; Magnaporthales; Pyriculariaceae
Exons: 3
Coding region: 383-1225 (280 amino acids)
Cellular component (GO): mitochondrion
Source: RefSeq, a predicted model, not a curated record